AUGGACAAGGUAAGAGUAAUCUUGAUGAGCUUUCUCGUAUUGGCUAUGGCAGCAGCACUUUUGCCAACCAAAACUCACGCACUAGUACCCUACACCCGCUCCAUAUUCGACAUGAUGUUCCCACCGGAGGACCCUUUCAAGAUCCUCGAACAAACCCCUCUUGCCAUCCCUAAAGGAAUGGACACUCUCGACGCCCUCGCUUUAGCCCGGGCCGACUGGAAGGAAACGCCCACAGCCCACAUAAUCUUCCUCGACAUUCCCGGAAUGACGAAAGAGGAUGUCAGUAUAGCGGUGGAGGAGAACCGGAUUUUGCGGGUGAGUGGGGAGCGUAGGACGGAGGAGGAAGUGAAGGACGAGAAGUGGCACAGGGCGGAGAGAACUACUGGGAAGUUUUGGCGCCAGUUCAGGCUGCCGGCGAAUGCAAACAUGGAGAAUAUUAAGGCACAUUUGGAGAAUGGAGUACUGAGGAUUACUGUGCCGAAACUGGCGGAGGAGAAGAAGAAGGAGCCGAGGAUGAUCAGCAUUGCUGAAGAAGGGAAUUCCGGUCAGGACAUCAAGGCUAACAAAGCUGAGCUGUAG
Molecule: messenger RNA, 579 nt
Organism: Fraxinus pennsylvanica
Lineage: Eukaryota; Viridiplantae; Streptophyta; Magnoliopsida; Lamiales; Oleaceae
Source: the annotation of a GenBank genome assembly